GGGGGAAGAUGGCGGCGAUGGCGCGGCUGUGGUGGCGCGGGGUUCGCGGCCUCCGCGUGUCCGGCGCCGGGCGGUUUUUCAGCCGUGGGCCAAAUGUGCUGCAUCAAGACAACAGUGCACCAAAAGCUGCAUUCUUCUCACCUCUUCAAAAAGUGAUGUUGCCACCAAAUACCUUCCAAGGGAAAGUGGCCUUUAUAACUGGGGGAGGUACUGGGAUUGGCAAAGGGAUGACAACAACUUUGUCCAGUUUAGGUGCCAAGUGUGUUAUAGCAAGCCGGAAGCUGGAUGUUUUGAAAGGAACAGCAGACGAAAUUUCUUCUAAAACAGGGAAUAAGGUUCAUGCCAUCCAGUGUGAUGUGAGAGAUCCAGUUUCAGUUAAGAAUGCUGUUGCUGAAACAAUCCAAAUGGCAGGACAUCCUGAUGUUGUGAUAAACAACGCAGCUGGAAACUUUAUUUCCCCUUCUGAACGACUUUCUCCUAAUGCCUGGAAAACAAUAACUGAUAUUGUUCUUAAUGGUACUGCUUUUGUAACUCUGGAAAUUGGAAAGGAGCUCAUUAAAGUAAAAAAAGGAGCAGCAUUCCUGGCUAUUACAACAAUUUAUGCAGAGAGUGGUUCAGGAUUUGUGUUGCCAAGUGCCUCUGCCAAAGCUGGUGUAGAAGCAAUGAGCAAGUCUCUUGCGGCUGAAUGGGGUAGAUAUGGCAUGAGAUUCAAUGUGAUUCAACCAGGUCUAAUAAAAACAAAGGGUGCUUUUAGCCGCCUUGACCCAACAGGCACAUUUGAGAAGAAGAUAAUUGAGAGGGUUCCCUGUGGUCGUCUGGGAACUGUAGAAGAAAUUGCAAAUCUUGCUGCCUAUUUCUGCAGUGACUAUGCAAGCUGGGUUAAUGGAGCAGUUAUUAGAAUGGAUGGUGGAGAAUAUGUAUCUAUGGCAGGAGAAUUCAAUGAUUUGAAGAGGGUUACCAAAGAGCAGUGGGAUAUGAUGGAAGCAAUGAUUAGAAAAACAAAAGGUUCCUAAAGUACAUAACUGGUGGAGAUUCUUGGAAAUGAACAACUACUUUUUCAUUAAUAUUUAGAAAUAACCAAUUGAGAAAUAGCCUUCAAAAUCUUUUGUAUGCUAUUUUCAAUAACAUAUUUUGAAAUGGUUGUAUUUUGAA
Messenger RNA from Corvus hawaiiensis (hawaiian crow), 1152 nucleotides. It is a transcript of the gene DECR1, whose product is annotated as 2,4-dienoyl-CoA reductase 1. The record is from RefSeq and is a predicted model, not a curated record. Gene Ontology annotation, molecular function: 2,4-dienoyl-CoA reductase (NADPH) activity. The transcript is spliced from 10 exons. Gene Ontology annotation, cellular component: mitochondrion. Bases 9 to 1013 code for a protein of 334 amino acids. Gene Ontology annotation, biological process: fatty acid beta-oxidation. NCBI's taxonomy places the organism in Eukaryota, Metazoa, Chordata, Aves, Passeriformes, Corvidae.